GUACAAAUGAAGCAAAGUCCCAAGAAAAUGAGAAAAGAAGGCAUAGAACUCACAGAGUUAAUGCUCUUGAAGGUUUAAUGCUGUUCUGACAACCUUUUUUGUAUAUUCUAGAAAGGGAUAGAAUGUUGACCCUAUACUUCCUAUGUUCUGGAUUUUGCUUUAUUACAAUCAUCCUCGUGGAAAUAGCCAUUUUCAAAAGCAGCAACGAAUUGGCGAUAUUCAGUUCGAUCCCGCUGGUAAUACUGUUGGUAUUCAUCCCGGCGUUGGUGUACAUGGACAACGUGAAAGGGAGCAGGAACGCCAUCGACCUGAAAUUGUUCUCCGUAUCAGCGUUCAUUCACAGGAACCGAAAUGUUGCCCAGGUGUUUUCGCUCAUCAUGGCCGUGUCAGUCUACUUGCUUGCCAUGCUACAAACGCUGUCCAUUCCAAGGCCAAGAGACUGUCCCAACCUCACACUGCUGGACGUGAAUUGCACGACUUACCCAUUUGCAACAUAUCCACUAGAAGAAAAGGGCUGUAAGCAUUACUAUUUAGCGGAUUUUCUUCUUCUACUAGUAAUGUUAUCUAUGAUAGCAUGUGCGGUGUAUCAGAUCCUGAUAUCUCUACUAAAGGCAGUAGUCCUAUUAACGGGACUAGCCGGCUUCCUAGGAGUCUACGUCAGUUACAAUAGAGAUGUUAUUUCGUCUCCUUGUUUUCAUGAAAUUAGUUUCAGCCCCGUUUCCGACAUGCAGAAGUUGUGGAACGACGGAGGUAGCGGAAUAACCGAACAGUACGUCAGCCUAAUCAUCCUUUGCGGAUUCGUGAUAGCGCUGAUCGUGCAUGGACAGCAAACCGAGGCCACCUAUCGAUUGGAUUUCGUGUGGAAGUUACAGGCCACAGAAGAAAAAGAGGAUAUGGAGCAUUUGGAAGCGUAUAACAGGAAACUACUGGACAACAUCUUGCCUGUUCAUGUUGCAGAGCACUUUCUUAGUGCCGACAAAAAUAAUGACGAGCUGUAUCAUGAGCAGUGCGAGUUUGUAUGCGUAAUGUUCGCAUCAAUACCUAACUUCUCGGAAUUCUACGUAGAACUGGAGGCUAACAACGAAGGUGUGGAGUGUUUAAGACUGCUCAAUGAAAUUAUCGCAGAUUUUGAUGAACUCCUGUCCGAGGAAAGGUUCAAGUACAUCGAAAAGAUCAAGUCUACAGGGUCCACUUAUAUGGCGGCAUCUGGUUUGACGCGUGUCACCUGUGACAUGGUAGAUUACAAGCAUGUGACAGCGAUGGCUGACUACGCUUUGCGCCUUCGCGAACAACUGCAGGAGGUAAACGAGCAUUCCUUCAACUCGUUCCGAGUACGCGUGGGCAUCAACGUGGGGCCAGUGGUUGCCGGAGUCAUCGGAGCUCGUAAGCCCCAAUACGACAUUUGGGGCAAUGCAGUUAACGUCGCUAGUCGUAUGGACAGCACAGGGGUCUGCGAUAAGAUUCAGAUAACGGAGGAAGUGAACCAGAUCCUUUCGGCAAAAGGAUAUCCUACAACGUGUCGAGGCACCAUAGAAGUUAAAGGCAAAGGUACCAUGCAAACCUUUUUCCUGGACGGCCCAACUCAGCCAGAUCUGAUGAAGGAUCCUCUCCAAUCUGCGUCUACUCCCACCACCAAUAUCACGGUCAACCCAUUAGCCAACCUCAACGAAAAACAAGCCGUUUCCAACACCCCUCUAUUACUAGGUACUAUAUCGGAGAAGAAUUGAGUUUCUUUCAGGAAUCUUCCUCCCAAAUGAUUUACGAAGGCCCAAUCAAGCGGCCUAAGUACCCUACAGGUCCUUUUCAUCGUUAUUGGCUAUUUCAAAGAUACAAUGCAUUUCUGUUCACACUAUGCUUUCAAAGCCAAUCUCCAAAGGUUUUAAGGUUCAUCUUAAAACAUCAUACCAGGAACCAGAUAUACCUUACCAACCAGGAUCAAAGAUUUAAUAAAAAAAGUGCAUAUCUUUAUAUUUCGUAAAUUCCACUUUCACUGUAGAGAAACAUUUUAAUUGUGGCGCGCGGUUUACCUUUUACUUUUAUUAGAGGCUCUAUAAUAGAGAUGUUACAUGUUACCCACUCGAAAAUGGUCAGGACUCAGGACUCUAUAAAGUACACAUAUCACUAAACUCAUUUUUAGAUGCCGUUAUUUUUUUUAUUAUUUCGCUGAUUGUGAACGAAUCAAGUCCUGAGUAGAUUUUUCAUUAAGCGAAAGCAGCUAUUUUCAGAGCCAUAAAACACAGGCUAAACUUAUUAUCUAUGCUUAGAGUUGAAAAGUCCCUAAAUCUUAUUAGAAACAGUACCUGAUCCGGGUUUUUGGCUCUUUUUAUUGUUUAAUCAAUUUUUUAUGUCUUAUACAUGUUGUGCAUAGAAUCGUUCUGAUUCUGCGCUGUAGGCUCUCAUGAUGUCAGAACUUCUUUGUGAUUGGCUACUGGAGAAUCAAAACGGUUCCAGAAUAGUUGCCUGUAGAACCCGAACGAGGCUAUAAUCACCUUCUUGAUAGAAAAACGUUGCUCAUGAGAGAAGUCGUCAGACAGCUUUCUAAUCUUUACUUUACCUCGGUAACGUUUUAGUUGGAUCAUAAAUGUUUUACCGUCAUAGCUAUCUUUGCAUUUUUUUAAAUUAUUCUUUUGGAUACUAAUUACUAAGGGCCCUUCUGUACAGUAAUGGAAUCUGAAUAAAAUUGUUGUGGGAAAAUUAGCCAUGAUGUAGCUUUUAAGUCUUAAACCAACAAGCUCUCCUCAACUUACUAUCAAUUGCGGAUCGCGAAGCUCGCGGUAAUAGGUAUAUAGAUAUAUUAGUCUUGUACAAUGGCCACUUGGGCGCUAGUGUCGCAUUUCUUCAUGAGGGGGAAUGAACAAUUAUAUGACAGCGAUACUCUGUCUUGGAUUUUCUGAUCCAUAUUGAACGCGUGGAAAAAAUAGUGGCCCAUUUCAUUUUGAAUGCAUAGCACUUGUUCUUUUAGUAGAAGAAAUAUCCGUCUUGAAGCGAAACUAUCCACACAGACAGGAAAAUGUUGUAAAUAUUAGACAAUAACAGUUGCCUCCAUUCUUCCGAAUAUUCUGGAACACACGAUCUACAUUGUAUGUGUUUAUGUAAAUGUCAAUAAAAAGGGUUUUUUAUUCCACGUGUCUAUUUUCAUUAAAAAUAAUAAAAAUAGAGUUAAGAACAUGAACAUACUCCUCACUACACAUUGUACGUGUUUAUGUAAAUGUCAAUAAAAAGGGUUUUUUAUUCCA
Acanthoscelides obtectus is the source of this 3236-nucleotide messenger RNA. Lineage: Eukaryota; Metazoa; Arthropoda; Insecta; Coleoptera; Chrysomelidae. The record is from the annotation of a GenBank genome assembly.